CAGAAUUAAACUGGCAGCAUGCAUUCUACCCUCCCUCUGCUGGCUCUAUGCGCUGUGCUGGGUAAGUUCUCACUGCUGAUACAGUAACACAGGAAGGGGCUGUGCGGGGACACUGGGGGGGAAUACAUUGAGCAGGGCUGGGAAGACCUGAUCUCAUGGGAGAUUGGAGAGAUGAGUUUAAUCAUUUCCUGCUUUAUGAUUUUACAUGUGUUUAGUCAAAUGAUGAGGGGGUGCAAAAUAAUUGUUUGAAUGGUUUAUCGUUGUGUUAUUUGUAUUGAUUCCAGUAGAGUUUGUAAUUUAUACAUUUUUACCAGUUCCAUUUAAGUUUGCGGUGUGUGUAUAUGUAUGUAUUUCUCACACAAACACACGUUUUAAUGUAAAGAACGUAGAAAUCGAUAACUGCAUUUUCUGUGGAAGUUCCAGGCUGCAUGGGAUGUCGCCAGCAAUGUUGCUGUGUUUUACAUUAGAUCGUAUCAGUAGGAGCUUAUUGUUGGGAAUUUGCUUAUCGGGAGCAAAUGUUGUUUUUAAAGUGAUUAAAACAGUUUGCAUUGUUUGCUGGCUUUACAGUGGAUCUAAAGACAUAUCGUGCUUAUAGCCCAAGAGAACGUAAAACUAGUCCUAUGCAGUGAUGAUCACUGACUAGCUUGCUGUUAUAGCGUUUUCUGAGCCAUUCCUAUAUAUAUAUAUGUCAUGUCACGGAUACCAUGUAUCUGUGAGGGAACGUUUCCUGUGUGAAUUAGCAGCAUAUGAUGGGAGUUAAGAUGCAUGCAAGAAAAAAAUAAAAAAAUAAAAUAUCUAAUGACUAAAAGACAUAUGAAUAAGAAAGUCUUAAAAAAAAAAAAUGAGUACAGACAAAUCUGCUCCCCCAAAUCCCCACCACUUAAAUCAGCCCAAACUGUGACUGUAACUGAGUUGAAAGAUUUCCCCAUACCAGCUAUUUUUGGCCUCAAUUUUACAAUAACUUUUUCAAUUCCCUGUUUAGUGAAUAAACCCUUUUCUAACUCUCUCCCAUUUUAGGUAUUCCCCUCUCGUAUUUCAGUGUCCUUCACAUUUGAUUGUAAUAGUUCUCUUUCUUCCAUUGUUUUCCCUUUUAGUUUAAUUUGUUGUUUUUUCUUCUCAUUCUAAUUUGUUUUUCCUUCUCUCUGACUCCUCCUCACUAUCUCUGUGUUACAGUAGUCUGACUAGUCUGACCACCAGCCAUUAAGCUUAAUUGACCCUUUUAUUGCCAGAUGACAUUCUAAAUAAAGUUUUUUAAAUAAACACUUCACUGGCCCACUGAUUAGAAAGUUUACUUUCACAGGGGGUCAUUGAAGCUCAGAUGAUCCAUUGGUGAUAUCUAGAGUGCACAGUAGAUGACUGAAGUGUUAGUUUAGCUGCAAAAAAUUAAAACAGCCCUUUUUGACAUGUUUUGAUAUGACAUUUGUGUUUGUUUUACAUGUUUGUGCAAACAGACAUUGGCUUGCUCAAUUUAUUUAUUUGAAAAUGUUGUAUGCAGUCCAUAGACUAUAUUGUGAAUGUUUAAAACACAGCUUAGUUUAUUUGUUCAAUGUGGAUUAGAUAUACUUUGCUUAAAGGGAAGUGUCUUCAUAGUUUUCGUAUAGCUCAUCCAUUGUAAAUAUGUUAAUAAAAAUAAUAAUAAAAUAAUGUAUUUGAGAUUUUGGGUUUUGGAGGCUACCCAAAAUAUAUCAUGUAGUUUGACAGAAUUUGAAUUCUUACUUUGUUCCCUACAAUACUUUUUGCAAAGAAUGACCAAAUAAAUUAUCAUAGAUUACAUUGUAUCUCUCAUCUUGCAAGGCUUCACAAUUCAUAGGUUCUGGAAAGAAGCAAAAUUAGCAUUUCUUUAAAAAGAUAGAGGAGGUGUGAUUUAAAAAGACUAAUAAAUUCGUCCAGUUAGUUGUAAUAUAUUAUUAUUCAUAUUGAAGUGUUUUACUAAAAUAUGUGUGUUAUGUCAGAUGUUAUAUCAGUAUACAUGCAUUCCUAAACAGAAAUUGUAAUAAAAAAAAAAUAUAUAUAUAAUAAAUAAAUAAAUAUAUAUAGGGUUCAAAUGAAAAUAAGUAUUUAUUUACAGCCUGUAGUGCAAGGAAAUGUUGGAAUUUAUAUAUAUAUAUAUAUAUAUAUAUAUAUAAUACAAAAAGUUGGAUUGGAGAAUUGUUCCAAAUGUGUAUUGGACACUUGAAUUUCGCAACUCAGUUUUUAAUUUGGUGCUUGGUGAACAAACCUGAGUGUCAGCAGAAUACAAACAUUAUGUAUAUCCAGGCAUUAUGUUCACAUAUUGUAAGUACAGUUGCCUGACAGAGACCAGACAUCUGUAUUUCCUUAUACCUGGAAACUAUAUUAAGUAUCAUUAUCUGUGCAGUCUGCUAUACAGUAUCAGAGAGGAAUACAAUGACAUUAUUUACAGUUGGAUACUUCCUGUGACACUAUAAAUUAAAUGAAAUAGUCUUUAUUGAAUUAUAUUUAAUUUUGCAUAAUUGCAUUGCAAUUACAAAGCACCAUUCAAAAUAAAAGCAAUCUGUGUAUAAAUGUCAUUGGGAGUGAGGGGGCGGUAGAAAAAUAUUUGCAAAAUAAUGAAUUUGCCACUUGUGUAUAAUGGCUUUACUAUGAUUUAAAUAUUAUUUUAGAUUUCUGAUAAAGUUAACACAGCUGUACAACAUUGCAAAAUGGUUCACUUUAGAGUAGAGGGACAGUCUGGAAUAGAUUACUUUAUAGAGAAAAUGAAUUAAUAUAUGGGAAAAAAUAAUUAUUACAUUAUUUAUGUUAAACAUGGACAAAUGUGACAAUGUACUUUUAUUUUGUCACUCAUGUUAAAAUGAAUCAGUCACUUUUGGAGGUCUUUGCACAUUUUGCAAAGACCUUGAAUGUGAUAAUUUUGGUUAGUGUAUGGUGGCUGUGGGGUGCAGUCGAAAGUAGGUUUACUUACCUAUAAAAGUCCCUCGUCUCCACCGCCAUCUUUAAUCUGGGGACCCAGUGCAGCUCCAGGCACGUCAUCUGCAUGCGCAAGAGUACAUCAUUGAGAUCUAUAGAAGAUCCACAGGAGCCUCUAUAGAUCAUGUGUUGCAGUGAGUGAGAUGGUGAAUCUCAUAGCCAUCAAUUGUGUUGGCUUCUGGGAUUGGACAAAAAUAUGACAGUAGAGCUCUACCUGUUUGUCAACUUUUGUCAACCUAAGACUUGUUCAUAAGUGUUGGAUUGUGUUGGAAUUUCAAUAAAAUAACAUAACAUCAUACUCAGAAUUAGUAAUAUAUAUAUAAGAUGUUUUAAUACCACAGAAAGUCCAUUUACUCUGGUUGAUCUAACUUUGAUGUAAUGAACACAGUGAGGAUUGGAUAUAGAAUAUAUUCCUUAAAUAUUGUGUUAAUCAACAGUAGGGAGAAUUGUACAAAAUGUAUAAUGCUUUGUGUUUACUUUUUGUAUAAAUAAUAAUUAUGACAAGAAACAAGACAUGCAUAUCUCAAGGUAUUCCCCACUGUAUAAUGCAUGUUUUACCUAUAUGUAAUAUUUAUAAUAUAUGAAAUAUAUUAAUACAUACUUGACUUUCAGAGAAAACAUUUACAUUUUUUUCAUUGAGUUUUUUUUAUAGGUUAUUAACUUACUGGCCAAAAAAAAAUGUAUUUAUAAAAAAAAAAAAUGUGAAACAUAUAAGGAGCAGUGGUUUUAUGACAUUUUCUGUUUCAGCAGGAUAUUCAGAAACGGUACAUCUUCCCCACGUGCAGACCUAUGAAAGGGUGUUCCCCCAAAGGCUUCACCUGGAAAGAUUAAAGAGGGACCUGGCACAGGUAGAAACACUAUUCUUUCAUGUAUGCUACUUAUGAAUUAAUUUAUGGAACACAUAUCAGUUCAUCAUGGGCUGCCAAAAGAGAACAUUUGGUAUGGCAGAUCGAAAUUUUAUUCCAUUCUCUCAUUGCUGAACAGUGAAUGUUCGUCUUUGGAACACUGACAUUUCUCAACAUUCUGAUUUGGAACACUACCAUGCAGAAACACACAGAUGGAUAGAUCAAACUCUAUUUCAUAUUAUCUCUGUCUUUGCCAUAUUAACAGUCGAAUUGGGUGAAGAGAGGAACUAGUGGCAUCCAAGAGGUUAAAAGUGGGAUAACUGGGAGCUUUUUCUCUCCAUAAAUAAAUCCAAUUAGAGAUGGCUGACCUCUUGUAACAAAACUCAUAAACCAUUUCAAGGAGCCAUAGUUCAACAGCUUGUCAAAAACUGGUCCCUUUCCUUCCCAUGAUUCAUUCAUUUAUAUAGAGCUAUUUUUCAUGUCAGAUGAAAGUGCUGGUUUAUGGGACCCUGACUACAGACAGUAGAGUGAGAGAGAUGGUGGGAUUACACACACACACACACACACACACACACGCAAAGAUAAUGUAAACAGUCUGGAUACUACACACUUAUUCAUUCCCACAAAACAUGUAUUUUUACAUUAUUGACUUAACUACUCAGUGGUUUAAUGCAAUCCUAUUUGGCUUCUAAAGAAUUAACUGUAUCUAUUAAGCAUGCUAAUGAAGGCAUCAGCAAGAAGGUAUAUUGAACACACCACCAAUUAUUAUAAAAGCACACAUUAAGAACUAGACUAGACUAGAACAUACUAUCAGUUAUAUUGAUUUGAAUUAUUUUAUUGAUUUCAAUACAUUCUUACAUGUAGCACUACAGCAUAUGGUUUCAAACAAAUUGCAAUUUGUCUGAAUUUUAGAGCGCCAUGUGAGAGUAUCACAAAGCAAAUGACACAUAAAAUUGCUGAACAGUUUAAUUCGAUUGAUGAUUUGCAGUCCCACCCAUUUAAAAAAAGAGAUGAUUGAUGGGAAAAAAAAUAUGACUGAUGGUUAGGAGACAUUAACUUAAUGUUUAUUUUAUUCACAGAUGACCAAUGACCAAUAGAGGGGGGAAAGGAGGAUCAGUAAACAAAAUAUCUCUCUCUAUAUAUAUAAUUUUAUUGAUUUACUUAUUUAUUUUUACUGCUUUUCCUUUUUUCCCCCUUCUAUUGGUUACGUUUUUUCUGUGAACCAAAUGGCAGGGAAAUGCGUCUAUCAAUGUACUGUGAAAUAUAUACAUGAAAUUUACAUUGUGGAUAUAUUUAGAGUACACUGAUGGGUCCAUUUUUUGCAUUUGUCCAAACCGUUUUUAUCUGAAUUAUUUUUUUUUGGGGACAGAUUGGUUUGGCCAAAUCAAAUUUUAAUGCCAUGCAGACGUUUUACUACAGAGUACGUAUUGCUGCAAAUACUUUAUGCAGUUCUGGUUUUAACAUUAAUGUUUUUUUGUAUAAUAUUUGUGUUUGCAGUAGUCUUUUUUAAAUUAUAAUUCCAACUCUAAUGCUUUGAGCAGGACUGUGAAAUAUAAUGGUGCUUUUUCAAACCGAGGAAAAAAAUAUUAGUAAUGUUGGCUAUUAAGUAGGGAUGUAUAUUUGGUUUAUACAUAUGUGUACAUGAAAAAUUCUACAGUGACUUUGUGCAUACAGCCGCGCCUUAGCCGUGGAAUGGUAUUCCAAACCAACUCUGGGAUGUUCACACCAGGAUUAUUUAGUCUGCUGUGGCUUCUGUUCUCCUUCUCCUGUGGUCCAUCCCCAUUUCCUGAAGUACAGUCUCAUGGCUGCGAUUAAAACCAGCCCUUCUCAGCACAUAUUAGGGAAAAGCAGAGCCCCAGAAGCACUGAGAUCACUGAGAUAACAGGAUAUCCAUCACAACCAUCUCCGGAAGGUUAAUAGUUUCUUUGAAAUAACCUGUAUCAUGGCAGUGCAUGGAAUCCGCCUCUAUUUAUAUAUCUCAAUGAGAUCAAUCAGAUAUUAAACAGUCUGACACAGUAUUAAAAUAAUGAGUUUUCCAUUCCAGUACCCUUACAAAACAGGAGCCCAAAUGGAUUAAGUAUUCAUAUGUCUGUUUCAACAUUCUAUCAUAUAAGUCUAAGUAUUCCCUAGCUGUUAAAUAGGAAAAACAAAACAGACCAUGUACUGCGUUAUAUUAUUGCAUAUUCUACAUACCAAUAAAACUGAUAAUAUGUCAGUGUCUCCUUAGACCGUAGUCUGCACUGCAGAUCUACGUAUACAAUGAGCCCAAAUGUAAUCCCACCCAAUUUUAGGUGAAAUCGCACCUAAAAGUCCUUUAAUCUAAUAGCGAAUGAAAAUAGAUGUGUGACAUGUAGAUAUGAUCAUUCUUAAGAGCAUGAAUAUAUAUGCUAGUAAUUAUAUCGUAAUACAAAAAAAUACAGUGAUGUAUCACAGGCACAGCUGGACAUAGGCUGGGUGACUGGGUCCUUAAUGAUGUUGUGCAUAACACCUCAGAUUUUUAAACAAAGGUCACUUGCAGUCACCAGACUACAGAAACACAAUAUAGUUGUUGAAUUACACCUUUUUUUGUGUUGAUCUUAUUCGUUAAUUUGUAGACCUGGCCAAUGAAUAAACCGUUUAAAAAAACCAAAACAAAGUUCUCUUUAUGUCUUUAUCCACAGAAUCUCUACCCAGAACAUGCGCGCUAUGCCCUGCGUUUUGGAGGCAAGAAUUACACCAUAACGUUACAAAAGAACAGGUAUUGACACAUUAUUUUAUGGUGCUGAUGGUGGGUGUGUAUGGCAUUCUCUCUUCCAGGAUAAAAAAAACAAAAAAAACAAUUGUGAUUGCUAGUAGACUAAUAUCAUACCAUUUCAAAUAGAUUUGUGAAAUAUAAUAGAUAGGCAUUGACGUGAACCUAUUUAUCACACAGAAUUAUAGCAUUUAACAAGCCCUACUCUAAAAGUAAAACCUGGAAACUAGAAACCUGAGUUUUCUCAGUUAGUCAUCGUUGCCAAUAUAACACCCAAAGCUUUCAGUUUGAAACCACAGAACACAGUUAUUCUCUAUACUUAGAAUAUGUCAAGAUUUAGAAUGCCUCUCUUAAGAUAUAAAGCAGAAGUCUGCUUCUUCCUCCUGUCAUUCGAAAUGUGGGCUAGUUAAAAGUAAAGAUGGUCACUCCUUCCUAAUGAGGUUACUAAUGACUAUCUUCGGGGAUUUACAAUGUGGAUGAUUAAAUACUAAUUAUAAGCAUCCAGUUUUAAGCUUUUUUUUUUGGCAUAGAAUGCAGGUCAUUCUGCAGAGAGGCACUAUGUGUUUAGAAAUGCAAUGUGUGUUAGAUGUACUAUAUGUUGUGCGUUUGUGUGUUUUGAGGAUGUAUAUGUUGUCGGCCCUGCGUACUAUGUGUUAAAUCGCUCUUUACUUUGCCACUACAUACAGUGAAUACAGUUUUCUUUUCUGUAAUGAGCCUAUUUUCACAUACACAUACAUUGUCUUACAUUCUCACAUAAUAUCAGGAUCCCUUUUAUUUGCAAGAACAUUUUAUUAAUACUUACACAAUGAAUUGAUGAGGAAACAACACUGUUCUUUAGAAUAUGAUCAGAAAAUGUAGAAAAUGAUCAGAAAAUUAAUUUAGCAAAAAAAAUAAAAUUAUUAACAAUCUACACUUUUGUUCCCCCCAGAGAACUACUGAGCAAAGACUAUACUUUAACAUAUUAUUCAGAAAAUGGAACAGAGGUGACAGAAGCCCAAAAUGGGCAGGUAAGUUCCUUUUUUGUUAUUGUACCAACAGUGUCUUCCUUUAUUGUACACAUCUCUAAGGCAACCAAACAAGGCAAAAACACUGUGUUUCAUCAUAGAAACAAAUGGUCUGGGCGCACUAUGCAAUACUCGUUGCAAGAAAUGUUGAAAUUGGUGUAGUCAGUGUUUUAUGAGCUAUCUAAAAGCUGGAGCUGUGCAUACACAUACAAAGUGGUGCUCUGUGAAUCCACUUAUAUAAAGUCCAUCAAAAUCUAUAUAGGCAGCCAAAUGUAUCAUAUUUCAGCAGAUAUAAUAUAAAGGCAAUAAUAAAAUUAUAAAUGGGGUUUAGGUCGGGGAAUCAAACCUGAUCAGCUCCUGUUCUGCCUCUAAUUUAUCAACUCACCCCACCCCCACCCAGUUCUGCCUGUAACUGAUAUAUUUUUGAUGCAUUUAAUAUGCUUAGACUGUGUGCGAAGCAGGGAAGUCCUGAAAGAACACCAAUUUCUAUAAGGUGUUAUACUUCCAAUGUCUGGAUAUGUGUUUGGUCAAAGAGUCUAAUUUUAUCAGCUAUCUAUAUACCUUACCAUAUAUGUAGCAUAGAUCAUAACUCAUUAAAUGUUUUAAAAAAAAAAAAUUGUAAGAAGUAACAGUCACACAGCGAAACUCAUAGGGUAUCUUGUUACAUGGUUUCUAUACUCUUAUUUCGAGUUGAGUCAUGUUGGAUUUCCUGAUUACCUGAUUAAGCUCUGAGAUAAUUUAUUUGUGGGUGUGACACAAAAACCACUAAAUGCUAGUGUUCUUAAUCAUGGGUUAGUGAUAUAUUUAUACAGAUUUUAAUAAAAUAAUCUACUGCUUUAGUAUAUGCCGAAAAUUUGUAGUAGUUUGGAUAAAAAGUAUUUGCAGACUGGUCCGUAAAACCUUGUGAGCCUUAACUUCUUUGUUAUCCAGUAUUUUUUGUUCAGAGGACAUAUACCACUGUUCUAGGUAUUUGCAAGGAACAUAAAAGCAUUUAUUGGGAAUGUAGAUUGUUACCAGAAUCUAAACAGAAUGUUUACUGAUCUCCUGUACAGAAUGGGAAGGGAAGGAAUGGCAAGCUUCUAAAAAAAAAAAAUAUAUAUAUAUAGAAAAAAAAUAAAAACCUUAAUUUCAACUUCACUCAAGUUUAGAAUUUAAUCCAGUGGAUAUGCAAAUUUUCUUGGAUUAAAUUCUAAAUUUGAGUGAAGUUGAAAUUAAGGUUUUACGUAAUUUUUUCUAAUUUCUUUUUUAUUACUUUGCCGUAGGUUGAGAAUAAAGGGGUUAAUUUUGUAACAUCCUCUCAAUUUAUAACAUUUUAAUCUAAAAUCACAAAAAAAUGACCUACUUAGAAUUGAGAGAAAUCUCAAUGUGUUCUUCCUGGUAAAACACUUUCUAAUUAAAUAAGAGAAGCAAGAUUAAUGGGCAUUAAUAAGUUUAUAAUGUGCUGUUUCACCAACUCUGCAUCACGCCUUCUACUUAUUUAUAUCAAAUAUUGCCCCCCUUUAUUUCUGUGUAAAAUGUGCCUAAAUGUAAUAGCAUGCAGCAGAAUGAUUAAAAUUUAGCGAUCAAAAGCAAAUAAUAUUUCAUAGAACGGUAAAAAAAAGUUUCAUCCAUUUUCUGAGAACUGUUCAGUAAUGAAGCGUAUACUUUCCUGUAAACAUUGAUACUAUUUCUAUGGUUUCCAAGCAACAUGUGUCAGGCUUUUUCACACUUAGAUCCUGCCAUAUUGAGAUGAGCCUCCAGUUUCAUGAUUUUACAAAAACAAAAGCCAUGUCUAUGAGACUUUAAACCGUGUACCUUAAUCUUAAUAUUCCCAUCAGUUCUUUCAUUUUUAGUUUGACAUUAAAGCCAGAAAUCUUUAGAUGGCUAGCCAAGCCCCACAAUUCCUUUCCAGAAACUAUGAGUUUCAACUUUCAUUCAAAUAAGAAGACCGCCAUUUUUCAAAGCUUUAUAUUCAGCGUAGCACCUUUAAUUUAAAUUUUUUUUAUAAUCAAGUACCUACAAUAAAAACCUUUUUAUCAAGUAAUAAAUUAACUGGUUUAGACGGAUCCUCAGACACCAGAAUGAAAAAUUGUGAGACACCACUAAGUAUUUUUUUUAAAGUCAAGCAUGAUGGGAGAGGGGAGGGAGGGAGGGGGGGAGUUGUGUGUACCAGGCAAACCCUUCUGCUGUUCUACUUCUUCAGUUUUCCUUGCAGUCUGUCUUCUAGAAGGCUGGGAAAAGACCUGCUUGCUUUUGUUCUCUUAACACAUGGCUUAGAAUAAGCAUGUUUGUCUCCAAAGAACAGACUGUCCUCAAAAAUGUGUUCUUCCAUCUGUUCUGCAGAUUUUUUAGCAGAAAUCAAUUUAUGACAAGGUGACUAAAAGUGUAGUCAAUCAUAGUGGUAUAGCACAAUCUAUAGAUUACAUUUUACUGCUCCACUGAAUAAUAUCUCACCAUCAUUUGUGAAUCAUGUGUCCACUUAAAUAACCUACACCUAGACACUUCCUGUUGACUUUUUCCCCUACAGAUGUCACACUGGAUUCCCCCCCCCAAGAUGUAACUAGUCAUAGUACCUUCAGUUUUCCAGGAUUACCUUUGAAUAAUUUAGCAUAUUGAUCCAUUUUACCAGGAACACAACAGAUUGCUAAUUUUAUUCCACCUACUUUUAGUGAGCUUAUAUGUGUCCCUGACAAUAUGGUGGAUCUGGUAACCCUAUAUAUAUGUCAAUAGAUUGCAUGCCACCAAUUAUUACGCUUGUAACCUGAGUGUUAUUCUUUUAUUGUCAGGAUCAUUGCUUCUAUCACGGACAUGUGGAAGGUGAAAGUGAGUCAGCUGCCAGUAUCAAUACCUGUAAUGGCAUAAGGUAAAUCACGCUAUAAUAUUGUAUCUGUAAUAAAGAAUGUGCUGUGCACACAUGAAUAGGUACUCAGACGAGACAGCUUACUAAUCAAUGGAUCGUUAUGCCUAUUACAAGCUGUUGGCAUGCCCCUUCUCUAUGACAAUACUAUUUCAAUUAUUCAUAAAUAUAGUUUCCCUUUACAUCUCACUUUGGCCUCAAUUUAAUUAGUUUAAAUCAGCAUAACAACUUAUUCCAAAACUUUUUUCAAAAUGAUUUAGCUACAAAAUUCCCAUAGACUUUAAAGGUGACUUCUGUGGAUAAAUCAUUUAAAAGUUGUUUUUUAACAGAUUGUAAUAAUUUCUGAUGAUGAUUCAAAUAUUGAGGCUUUUCCUUUGUCCUUUUCUAUUGUGACAUGUUAAAAUGGUUUAUUCCAAGCACCAUGACCACUUCACUGAUUUUAAAGUUGCGCUUUGCUUUGAAACACUGCACAUUCAGACAUUAACCCCUUAGCUGCAGAGGUGUAACUUCUUUUCCAAUGGCGUCAUUAGCCAGACCAGAACAAUUUUCUGUUUAUUAUGUGCAAAAUUGGAGACUGACAGCCAAUUGCAGCAUGCCCCUACCCCUUAGUCCAACCUCCCUCGCCUCCUUGAUGUCAGCCAAAGAGGAUCAGGCUUAGAUUAGAGAUUGGACUGGGCAGUGUAAUUGAGGUGAGUUUUUUAAGUGUUCACAACCUCAGAAACGGUUACUCUAACCAAAACCAACGUCUUAUGAAAACACUAAUGGUUUGUUUUUUGUUGGAAUAAUUCUUUAAAUCCAUUCCUGUGUUUGAAUGGACCUGUCAUUUUAUUUAGGAAAUACUAAAUCCAAAUGAUGAUUUUGAUGAUCAAAAAAUAAUUUGUAUCUUAACUCAUCCCUUAAUUGUUGUACACUGGUUAUGUUUUGUGUGUUUUAGCGGUUUACCCUAUUCUCCUCUAAAUCACGUUUGUUUGUUUUGUCAUACUUACGAGGAUGUGGUUAAAAAAUCUAUGGCAUUCUUAGUAGAUAAACAACAUACAAUGAAGGAAACAAACAGAGCAUACAAACUAAGAGAUAAACAUUAACAUACAAUAUCAAACUCAGCUCUUUUACAGCGUAUGACACCACAAAUUAUAACAUUAUCAUUAAUAAUACCCAUGCCCAGAAAUUAUUCUUAAAUUGCCAUCAGCAGAUCAGAUUCUGUCCCAUUCAUAAUUUUGUGUAUCCCAUCAUGUGAUCUAAAGAAGGACACUGGUUAGUUGAAAAGCUUUGUUGCCAGAGCAACAGAAGUUUAUUGUUUUUGUUUGUUUGUUUAGAUUGCUUUUUCCCCCCAUUUCCAUUGCUUACAAGCAUUUAGUUUAUCUUUUGUAAGGAGCCCAAAAAAAGGAUUCCUAGCGGGUUAAAGGCAUUCAAACAUUACAGAACUUACGGAGCGGAAAUGAGUUCCUUUUUCUAACUGUUAUUGCUUACACUACAAAUCUCAUAACGACAUACAGGAAAUGAAGCGAGCGGAGGUAAUUUCUCAUAUUGUCUAUUUCCUGGCCUGAGGGAUGAAUUCUCCUUAUGGGUCUCGUCCCGCUGUGAGAGAGGAACAUGUGUAUAAUACAGAGAGAUAGACGUGACGAAAUAGAGAUAGGCGUAAUUAUAUCUAAAUAUACUUAAACAUUUCUCUUCACUUCAAAUUGGAGAAGGAAAUGUGUACAUUGUCCGUACUGCGCAACCAUCCUGUGAUUUACACAAUAAAUAGUGACAUCAUUUAUAUAUUCUUAUACAUUUUAAAUUACAGGAUUUUAUUUAUUCAUGUGAAAGUGAUAUAAACAAAAUGGGACCCAUAAAAAAAAAAAAAAGUAGGAUAUUUUCUAAAACUCAUCAUAAACAGGAAAUAAUUUUAUAAGUUUUAUAAUUUUUAUUUUUUUAUGGUCCAUCCAUCACCAUUGACUCUAUUUAGAAAUUCACUAAUAACUGUUUAAUUUCAAGUUUCCACAUCACACCUGAGAAUGCCAGGAGCUAGCUAUUGUAUAAACUAAAAAUCAAUACGUUUGUAACCCAUUUGGCAAGAUUUGUUUUGGCACUGGAUGAUUGUCCUAAAAUAACAAAAGCUACCAGUUGGCUAAUCCGAGCACUGUAAUAGUGAUUCGGGCAUAUCUUGGUAUUUAUGGUGGUACUAGUGUUUUAUUAAUUCAAAGCAAUAUAAAUUGGCUCUCCAUCAGAUGACUGAGUGUCCAAAGCAGUUGUUUAAUCAGUUUUUUUUUAUGUUGCCACAUGUAGCUAAACAGGUAUACACUUAGCUGACAAUUACUAUAAGAUUUCUAUGGCCAAACAGUAAUCAAUUGUUUUUCAUUUUAGUGGGUUCCUGCAUGUUGAAGGACAGAUGUAUCUGAUUGAGCCAUUGACCGGGGCUGGUGAAAAGGGGGUACACGCUGUUUAUAAACAUGAGCACCUCAGAUUGAAGAGAGGGGUCUGCCAAGGGAGCAAUGCAACAACUGUUUACGAUUAUGGACCCAAAGUAGCAGCGAUGCUUAAACCUCAGCCAUGGGUGAGUAUGACAUCCUAUACAUAACUUUACUACACUUUACAGAACAUUAUGAAAUUAGGAUCUCAUCGUGGCUAGAUCCCGGAACAUGCAGAAAGUAUCUUGUAUUUCACACAUCCCAAGAUACCUCAGAAAUAGGGGCUUCAGCCAUUAAAUAAUAAAAUUUGUGGAAAUUAAAAGCCAUGGUGCAAUGCAAACGUUUUGUGAAAAUAGCUAAGUUAGGAAAAAUUCUAAAACUUUGUUUUAACCAACAUUUUGCCAUUUAAAACACCUGAAUAAACAUCCAAGUGUGCACAUUGUACUAAGAUAGCAAAUAAAGACAGAUGACCGAGAAUCUGGUAUCUCUCAUAGUUAUAACAAAUGUGUCUUUCAGAGAGCUGCUACCCUGCAGUCCGGAACUAAAUACGUGGAGCUUUACCUUGUUGUGGACAAUGCUGAGGUGAGUGAGUGACAAAAGUAGCUUUCAGUCCCAAUCUUCACUGCAUCUUCAGAUUGUAAUAUUACUUUAUUGUUAUAUCCAUACAGUAUGUUAAAUACAAAGACAUGGCUACCGUGCAUCAUCGCAUGAAAGAAAUUGUUAAUCACGUGGACAAGGUAAAUCUAUUUCUGCUACAAUGCCCCUAAUUUACUCUCCAAUAGUGUUCCCUUAAAUUUCUAAAAUCUACUCCACCAUAAAAAUCUAUCAAAUAAUACAUUCUUCUCCACUUUAAAUGUUGUCCUUUUGAAAUGAAGCUGGAGGUGUUCUUGCCAAGGGCAGGCCAUUGUAGUAAAUUUAACAUGAUUAUAUGAGAGGGUAGUUCUGGCAGAACAUGCGGUUUCACGUAUGGUAAAUAUGUUUUUUAUUUUAGUUGUAUCGUGCCUUAAAAUUCCGUGUGGCUUUAAUUGGCAUGGAAGUGUGGACGAAUAAAGACAAGAUCACCGUGAGCACCAAUGCUGGUAAAACUCUUGAUAAUUUCCUGAUGUGGCGCAAGACUGAUCUUCUUCGCAAGCGGCGGCAUGAUAACGCACAGUUAAUCACGUAAGAAUCUUGGGUAGUGAUGGGCAGAUAUAAUUUUUUUUUUUGUCCUGUCGUGGCUACGUAAUAGUUAAAAGUGAUGUAUAAACCAGUGCUUAGUCAGACUGUACUAGGACAUUUCCAGUAGAAAACCUCUGAACUGAAUAGGCCAGUUUUGCAUCAGGAAAUUCAAUUCCUGGCAUAUGACACAGCCUUGUUUGCAGAAACAGGAGAGGAUUACACGUGUGUGACAAGGGCUUAAUAAUAAAGAUCUAUGCCAAGUUGUAACUUUUUUUUUUCUUUCAUUCUUAUGUUCCAGCGGGAUUGAAUUUGAAGGUACUACAGUGGGGUUGGCCACCAAGUUGGCUAUGUGCACUGGGGAUUCUGGUGCGGUCAAUCAAGUGAGUACAAAUGUUUCUGAUCUUUGGCUCUACAAUUGUACAAUGCAGUGUUCACAAGAGUAGAGAUGAAUGUAGGUCAAACGGUUUAUGCCUUGCUUUAUCAGCUGUGACAUAAUCAAUAUACACAUAGAUUUGUUAAUAUUAAGAAAUUAAGGUAAAUUUGCACCUCUUUAACCAUUCAACUUGCAUUUGAGCUGUAUAGUCCUUUGUAUGUCAUUAAUGCAUGCUUUAUUCCUACCGCAGGAUCACAGUUCAAAUCCCAUUGGUGCUGCCUCAACAUUGGCUCAUGAAAUGGGGCAUAACCUUGGCAUGUCCCAUGAUGAAGAUGUGCCAGGUUGUCAUUGCACGGAAACGAGAGAAAAUGGUGGCUGUGUUAUGUCGAAAAGUGUGGGGUGAGAAAUAAUCGUGUUUGCUUUUGUGGAUAAUAUAUCUGUUUAUUUGUGUGGGAUUUUUGUUGUUGCUAUAUUACCCCAAUACAUUUUGGCAACUGACUAUCAAUAGAUUUUAAUGUUUUUGUUUAUGGGUUGCAUGCACAAGGGCACAUUGAAUAGCUCAAUCUCCAGUGCAGCCAAAGCUAUUCCAACAACCAUGUUUUUUUCGUGUGUUUUGUUUUGUUUAUUUAAUACAUUACAUCUACAUAUAUUGAUAAAUAAUUGGUGAGUAGCCUCCUAGUUUCAUCAUUGUCAUCAUUAGACCUAUGAGGGACCUUGUUAAUAUUUUAGAAUACAUAAUCACGUGUCCUUAUUCCAAUUGCAGGAUCGUCUACCCCAAGAUGUUCAGCAGCUGCAGUUUAACAGACUUACAAACCUUUUUAAAUGAAAUGAGUCCUACUUGUCUACUCAACACCCCUGAUACUAACCAGCUCUUUGGAGGGCCAGUAUGUGGAAACCAGUUUGUCGAGAGUGGAGAAGAAUGUGACUGUGGAAGUCUGGAGGUAACCAUAUAUUUAUAUAACCAUACACUCAAUGUGUCCUGUUAUCUAGUGGUUUUGGUCAUUCUUUUUUUUAUUAAUUUAAAUUAUCUUUGAAUAUACAUGUGUGCAUAUUCAAAUACACUCACACUCAUUUAAACUUCCUUGGGAUAAUGCACAGCUGUAGAAAUCAUCAUCUCAUAAUCUUAGCUAACUCUUUGCAAUUCUUUUGUGUUUAAGGAUUGCCUCGAUCCCUGCUGUAAUGCAACCACAUGCCGGCUGAAGGAAGGAGCACAGUGUGCUCAGGGAGAAUGCUGUCAGCAGUGCAAGGUAUGGUCUUAGUACCUUGACUAUGUAGUAAUAUCGUUAGCUGGCUGAUAACAUACCAUAGCAAAGAACUGUAUACAUUUUACAUAAAUAUUUAUAUAGCUGUAAUAGGAAUUUAGCUUUACUAUGUAGAUCAUUCAUUCACAGUGUUUUGUUACAGAUAGAUAAACAGUUUAUGGAUAUUUAGUUCUUCAAAGUGAUAUAAGAAGUAGCUUGUUACACCAGGGUGAAGUCUGAUAAUGAAUGUAGAGUAUUUAUUUCAUUUUUUUAUAAGCAACAUUGAAAGGGAUUUCAGUUGGGGGAGGGUUUGUAGUAUAUCUCUUUUGGAUUAAUCACCCAACAGCCACGUGUACUAUUGCUAAUAUAUACAAGUAGUAGAACCAGUGGAUAGGUUCACUAAAUCCCUGUUAUUAUUAGAUUCGGCCGGUCGGUGAGAUGUGUCGCACUAAGAAGGGGGAAUGCGAUUUGCCGGAAUAUUGCAAUGGGAAUUCUGCUGAAUGCCCCGAGGAUGCCUUCCAGGAAAAUGGAGUUACCUGCUUGAAUGGAUACUGCUACAACGGAGAGUGUCCAUCCCUCAUUCAGCAGUGUAGGACCUUGUGGGGCUCAGGUACGGCUAUUUUAUAUGUUGAGACUCAGAGCACUCCAAUCUUAGAUAAACAGAAUGAUGCAAAUGGAAUUGGACGCAUGACUAACCAGACAGACGGAAUUGAAAACUUAUUUUUUUUUUAAUAUAUAUUUUAAAGAUAGUCUUAACUCAUUGGCUCAAUCCAGCUAGAAAAUAUGAGAUUAUGUUAGCUGAAUAUUGUAAUAGCCUUGGAUUGUGCUUGUGCAUUUAAAAUGACUUAUUUUAAUUUGUCUUGUGCUACAUAAUCAGACUAUUUGAAAAUACGUUUCUCAAAAUGGCUUCUUAAGAAUCCAUUCCUACAGCAGUGCAUCUUAAGUUAGUCGUUUAAGGUUGCCAGCCAUUCAGGAUUUGACUACAACCGACAUGUACAAUUUGAUACACCCAUAAAUUCUGGUUUACCAGUAAGGUUGUCUUUGAGGAAUAGUCUAUGAAGCUUUACUUUGUAGCACGUGUUUUUCGGACCCUGUUCACAAGUAGAAGAAGCUCAAACCCAUAGUUCUAUCUUUCUAACUGGACCGACUAAGGAACAUACCAGCAGUGUUUUAUUACAUAAAAUAUUACAUUUAACACACUGGAGAUGCUUGGGGACCAUUGUUGAAAAUCACUGUUCUAUACAACUUAAGUUUGAGAGAUCUGAUUCUAUUUCUCCUUGUUUCCUACAGAGGCCCAGGUUGCUCCAGGCAGUUGUUUCAAGAAUAACAUCCAGGGCAACAAAUAUCUGCACUGCAAAAAGACAGCUAAUGGAUAUCGAGAAUGUAAAAGCAAGUAUGUAUUUCUGGAAAGUUUGGUUUUAUCUAUGGUUAAUAGAUCUAAGCUAGCAAUAUUGACUCCGAUCGCCAACUUUAAUAAAGAAAACUUUAGUUCAAUUAACUAAUUAUCUACAGUUAAUCUGUAUGACAGUGUAUUAAUUGUAUAAAGAACCUAUUUCUUUACAAAUCUGUUUGGACAGACCAGAUAGGGUAUGCUUUUUUCUAGCCAGACUGUGUUGGUCAGUUAGUUGUUCAUGGUGAUUGGCCAGUUCUGUUUUAAUUAGCAUUAAUGGAUUUUUUCUGUGUGAAAUAGUUAACAUUUCCCCAUAUAAUUUUUAACAGGGACGUUAUGUGUGGGCGCUUACACUGUACCAGAGGCAAAGAAUUCCCAACAACCAACAACAAAUACGUACUGACAAUGUCUGGUGGGAUCGAAUGCAAAGUGGCUGAAUCAGCAGAUAGGGAAAGUGGGUUAACAUCUGACCCAGGAAUGGUCCUUUCUGGCACCAAAUGUGGCAUGGGCAUGGUGAGGAUCCACUGUAUAUUACUAUCAACAUAACCUCUUCCGAUAUUAAUAGUUAUUCAUUUGCAUGAGUACAUUAAGGUCAUCAGAUGGAAUAUUUCAAGGAUUACAUUUUUUUUUUUAAAGAAAAUAUUUUGUAGCAUGUGUUUAACUUUUCUUACAUCAGAAAUCUUAAGUAAAAUUGUUGAUCAAACUUUCAACUACCAUGUGUAUUUGUUUAGGUCUGCUUUGAAGGAGAGUGUCGAGAUCUUUCGGUGUUUGGAGAAAAGAAUUGUUCCGCAAAAUGCAACGACCGUGGGGUGUGUAACUUAACCACAAUAGCCUGAAUAUAAUAAAUUAAUUUUAUUUUAAAAGCAGCCCACUAAAUCCCCUUACUAUCCACAUUACGGCCAAAUUCCAACACAAAUAAUUCCACAUGCCUAAAUUUCUUACACACACUCACAGGAAAUUGAAUUGUGCAGCUCAGUUAAGAGAAUAUUUCAAAAUCCACUAUUUUAGUUUACAUUUUGCAGUUAAAUUUACAAAAUCACUGUAGUAAAUUAUAUUUUUUGAUAUGGCCAUCAUUUAUUAUAUGAAGCCUUAAUGUAAGGAAUUUAAAGGUAUAGUAUAGUGUUAGGUAAUGCUAUAGUGAUCUGCUCCCUGAUUAGGGUACCAGCACCGUCCCCCUUAUUUACUUACUUUUUCUACCUUGCCGCGAUGCUUGCCUCUUUGAUGAUUAAUCUUUAUGAUCUCAGCCAAUCCAGUGUUUUCACGUAGAAAUCAUUGGGAGGCUAGUGCGCAUGCACAGCAAAACUCUACACUGGCCAAUCAAGUGGUGUUUAUGAGACCAUGUGACUGACUAACCGAGUAAUAAACAAUUCUAUUCAUUACAGGUUUGCAAUCACAAGAGGCAAUGCCACUGUGAACCAGGUUGGGCCCCACCAUACUGUGACCACAAGUUCACGGAGAUAACUGGAGGUAACAAAAAAUAUUUUUAUAAUGAUCAGUUUAUUUAAUAUUUUAUUGGCUGGGGUGGUGGGUUUCCAUGUUCUAUACACAAUUAUGUUAGUAUUAUAACUGGAAAAAUAUUAAUAGUAUGAAGUCAUGAAUGAUGAAUCAUAACAGUUGCGGCUGAUGCAUACCUCUGGAAAAAAUUCAGUGACACAUACCAUCAUUCUUACACUGACUGCAGUAAAGCUGCAUAUUAUUGAGAAGACUCUUUAAUAGCAAGCAGACUUCUCACUUAUAGGAAAACAACACUAAAUAUAACAUAAAAUUGUUUGCAGGAGAGAUAGCUCUUGCUUUUAUUGACAACUGGUUUUUGGUAAAUGGGCCUACUUUAAUUAUUUAAAAGCACUAAAUUGAAUUUCCUACAUCCGACAUUGUUUUAAUGAUAACAGAACUGCAUAACUGGCGAUCUUGUCACCCCAAAGGAAGUUUGAAUUGUAGUAGGCCUAAAAUAAUUCUAGGCUAUCCCACAUUCUACACUGCUUAAAGAGAGACAUGCUUCCUUGUUUGUCUGCUCUGUAAAUAAACGACCAGGUUACAUAAUGUGCAAUUUAAACGUAUAUUUACUGCUACUAUAAUUUUGUAGAUAAAGCACUCACUGUACUUCAACUUUAGCAUCAUAGAGAAAUGGAAAUCUUUCAGAAUGUCUUCUUGUCCCUGAAAGAAACACUGUAGAGGCAUAAAAAAAUUGCCUCUGAAGUCUCACUGCUUAAUUUACUGCCAUUUAGGAGUUAAAUCACGGUUGUUUCUGUUUAUGUAUUCCUAGCCACACCUUCCCUGGCUGUGACUAAUACAGUUUGCAUGAAAACAAAAUGGUUUCAGAUUCAAUCAGAUGUAACUUACUUUAAAAGUUUUUAUUUCUUGCUCUGUAAAUUGACCUUUAAUUACAUACAGGAGGUUCUGCAGGGUCUAGCAAGCCAUUACCAGAGCAGGAGAUUCUAAAUUAAAUUAAACUUGCAAUAAAGAACGCGUAAACAUUAGAUGACUCUUCAUAGGAAGUGUUUAAGGAGGCUGUGUAAGUCACAUGUAAGGAGGUGUGGCUAGGGCUACAUAAACAAAGUGAUUUAACUUCUGCCAGAGAAUUGAGCAGUGAGACGGCAGGAGCAUGAUCUAUGCACCACAUGUGCUUCAUUGAGCUAAAAUUGUUUUAGUGACUAUAGUGUCCCUUUAAGAUCAGCUCAGAAAAUAAAACCAGCUCUCCAUGCUACAGAAAGCAGAAGUACAGAAAUAAAAAAAAUAAAAAUCACAGCAUUGACUAUCCUAACAUUUUUACCGCAACUUGUGAAAACAAAGUAAUUUAACUUCAUGUUAUUGAAUACUGCUAAUUCUACUUGUAUCCAUUUCUGCAGGUGAAGAAAAAUGGGUUCUUGUUGCUGGGAUUUUGGUGGCGAUUUUACUGUUUGCCGUCUUGAUUGUAGGAGGGAUUUUUUACUACAAAUGGAGGCAAAGGAACUAUCCUCAAAAAAGGUGACAACUUUUGAAGUUUUUCACACACAACUGGCAUAAAUAGUAUGCAUCAUAAAAACCCCUAUUGAUUGAAAUUUCAAAAGACAUUUAUAAUGUAAAAAAACUGUUUGGCUGACAGAGAGCAAUUACCCCCGCAUUAUACAAAAAGUGAUAUUUUUCACAAAAUAACUUUCCAUUUACAAAUAUGCGACAUUAAAUAGAUUUAUUUUACUAUUGAAUUAUAUGUGCAUACAUUAGAUUUCUGCCUAGAAUAAAAGUCAAUGUAGUUAAGAGACAAAUUGGUUCUUUUAUGGAAAUGUAUGUUGAGCACAGAUUUCCAAUAUUCCUUUUUUCUUGUAUAAUCUGACAUCCCGUAACAAGGUUUUAUGUUGCAAACUGUAAUUACCAUUAGCAUUCCCCAGCUCUGUGACUGAUUAUUGAUUUGUUCUUAUGUCAGUACAUAUAAGUCAUCUGAGGAAUUUGUUCAUCGGCUAUAUGAUCCUCUCAGAGUCUGAGUCAUGUUUCACAGACUCUUGGCUGCUCAGAUUUUUCUUUCUAGAUCCCGUGCGGAUACAUUUUGAAAGCAGAUAUUCUGUGCUUACUUCAACGCCAAAGGAUAUUUGGUUGAAUUCCAGUCUGGGAACAACUAAACUGUGUCUGCAUCUCCUAAUGUAGAAAGUAUAGAAAAUAAAAAAAAUAACAUCUUUACAACUGACACAAUGUUAUCAUCAGAAACCAAUACUGUGUUAUUGGGUAAACGCAUCAAUACCUUACCUAAUUUGGUAUUGUUGAUCGCACUGCCUGUUACGGUGUAAGUUUGCCUUUUUAAGAAGCAAUGUUGGUCUUGUACUUUUUUUUUUUUCUUCGUCUUCUUCUUUCUAUUCUAUUUUUGUUUUGAGUUGUGUUUUGGUACACAGUCAAGAGGCCCAAUGUGCAGCAUUCAACACAAUAACUAAUUGCAUGUAAUCAUGAGUUUCUGGAAGUGAUGAAAAAAAAAAAAAGUCAAGCGAUUUCAGCAGGAUUUUGUAUAUGCAUGUAUUAAUAAAACGUACUGCUGGAAUAGCAGAAAACGGGGGAGCAAGGAACAGUGUCAAGCAAGCCUGACAUGUUCAGUUUUGUUACAAUGCAUUUAAAAAGUAAAGAAAAGUGCAGCAUAUAUAGCUCUUUAAAUAGAUUGUUAAAGUAUACUUGGAAAUAUGAUUUACAAAAAAUUCACUACAUGAUGCUUCAUACAACGCACGAUUUGUACACAUCCUGUCAAAAGCAGAAAAUAGCUUCUUUUAGCCAUAUUCUCAUUUAGCAUAAACACAAAUAAAUACAAAUAUUGUAGUCAAUACAAUAUGGGUCAUCACACUAUUGAUUUAAUAAUAUAUUUGAAAAACAUGUUGGCGAAGUAUAACAUUUUUUUACUUAACAGGUAAAUUACAUGCCCUUAAAGGGUUAAAGAAAAACACACACAGUUCAUAGUGAAUGCAUAUAUCACCAUCAGUUAAACUUUUGCACUUCAUGAUCCUUUUUUCUUGCUGAUCUCUAAAAAUCAUUUCCUACAGAGGUUUCGAGUCACUUCCUCUUAAGUGGACCAUAGGUUUAGUGGUUUUUCUGCAGAUGUCCAGAUGUGUGUCAUCUUAUUGAUUUAUCUUCAAGCUUCUGGUUUUCCGGGGGAAGAGGAACUUGUGACACAGAUUCAACAGAAAUAAAAACGAAAAACUGACCACUUAAUCUUUCAUUUACAGAUUUUGAGUAUGCCAUUUUAUAACCUAGAUUUAACCACAAUCAAAACCCAUAUACAUUUUUGAAGCAAAUCCCAAAUAAAAAUGCCAUCACUCAAAUUUAUUUCCCUGCAUGUUUUUCAGUAACUCUUUGACAAACGUAGUAUUAUUUCUCAAUAACCAUACAAUUUCUCCUAUGUUUACUGUAAGUUCUGAAAUACUAGGUUGGUACACCCAGAUAAACGCAAGGUCUUUAUUACUGACUUUUACCUACUGAUGUUUUAAGCUAAAGCUUUAAAGAUAAUUAAUCUUAAACAGCUUCACCUUGUGUGUGUUGAACUAAUUUUAUUGUUCAUUACAGGACGGUCACUGCAAGCUCCCGCUCUUCAGGUUUGUCCAAUCCUCUCUUCCAAGACAGCAGAAGCAACAGCAGACCCAUCAAGAAAAGCUUACCAAAUCACAUGAUUGGGCGUCCCCAGCUGAUUGCUAGCACUUCUAACCUUGAAGACUCUAGGUCUGCAUUUAUCACUAUAAUCCCAAAUGAGGACAUAGAAAAGGUACAAAAUGCAAACCAUAAAUGUAAUCCAUAAACCUUUCCAUCUAUGUCAGUUUAGAACAACUGAGCUCAAUCUCUUCCUAAAAACUCCAUCGUGCAUUCUGUAACAUUCUACAAUGUCCAUCAGAUAUCCCAAUUAUCUUCUCAAUCUCCUCAUCCUAAUAGCAUAUUUUGUCAUUAGAAUUCUAAUAAUAACAAUGGUGCCAAAGUACUUACUUAUUUUUAUCCUUUCACAGAUUCCCACAUUUGUUCUGGAUUCCCAGCUCAAGUCUGCUAUCGAAAUUCCAAAAUCACCCCAGGUAGUUUACAUUUUGUCCUUUUACCAUAAAACAUACCAUUAAAAAUAUUUUUUCAUUUGGUUUGGGAAAGACAAAUCGCCAGUCAGGGAGUAGGUUGUGUCUAUGUCAUCUAUUUAUUGAUUUUACUAUACAGUUUGAUGACUUUUGCUGAUUAUGCUUCUUUGUAUAAUUGCCUAUAUUCAGCAAUAUUAUGGACGGAAGUAAUCUCCAUAGUACGUAGUUAAUUUUCUCAACACUAAGACGCUCGGAUCUUUCUAAUGUUGCAUUACUGUUUUUCAGGUAACAAAACCUAGAAUUGCUCCUCCUGGACCACCAGCCAAGCCUGUCAAAGCACCAGCCAGACCAGUAAUUCCACAGGUAAGUGACAUUUUCAUUAUAAUAAUUUGAGUGUGAAUAUAGCAAGAUCUCACCUUACUAGCUAAUUUGGUUUAAACAUGUUUAAAGCUCUAUUAUCAUUUCUACACUGCAAAUUCGUGUGACACAUUCUCUCUCUGUUUUAUUCCCAGGCUCCAAUCCCUCCAAACAAGCCUUUGCCUGCUCUGAAAACAAAACCAGUAAGUAAUCUUUGCACUGUGCAAAAAAUACAGAUUAUUUUAAAAUAGGGUGUGAGUUUUUAGUGAAUUGUUCUCCCUUUAAAGACCAUUUAUAGAUAAUAGUUACACGACAUAAAAUUUUAAUUAAAAAAAUACUCCCUUUUUGAAGAUCCUGACCCCGCGUAGAGAAGCUUCCUCAAUCAGGAGCUCUCUUAGUCUGGUCUAUGGGGGACUGCUCUUAUCUCUUACAUCUCUGUUCAGCAGGGGGUUUAUAGGAUAAGUAAUUAAUCCCCCGGUAGUUGUUCCACUCAUUACAUUGGAUGAAUGGAGUUGUUCUAUAAACAGAUGGCAUCUACAAUGUAGCUGCUAUCGGUUUAUACAUAGCCCUGUUCACAAUUUGUUAUAAGCCACUCAUAGUGUUGGAUACUCUGUACACCACAACCUUUGGUGCUUAUACUGACCCUUUUGAACACAGCAUUUGCUUCCCACUAAUUUACACUAAUAAGCCAAGCAUGCUUGAUUAGUUCUCAUGGUAUACAGAUUCUCACUAGGCACCAAUGUCAUGGUAACUGCUACAUAAAUGUGAUUAAGCAAUAUUGCAAAAGACAUGGACACUGGAUCACUAAAUGUUAGCUAAACAAAUAUAUUAAAAACAUGUGCAUCUAUUUUUUUUUCAUUGAACUUCCCAAUGCUUACCGAGAGUCACAGUCAAUAUAUUGUUUGACAAUACUAUAGGGAUAAGAUUGUGUAUGUAUUGGUAAUAAGUCAGUCAUGUUGAUAUACUCUACUGUCCUUUACAAUAGUUGUUAAAGGGGCACUCUAGGCACUAGAGCCACUUAAUCUUAUUAAAGUGGAUCGAGUAUUGAAGUCCCUCCAUUCUAUUUUCAAACAAUUUAACACUGAUGAAGGGUCCCUGGCUAACCACAGCCUGCCCCCUUCUCACUGUAGAGGUGUGUUUAAGACUGAGAUUACACUUUUACUCUGCCAUACCAAUACAUACCAGCAAUGGGAGCCUGUGAUAGGUUGAGAGCUGUCAGCUGACACUCAGCUAAUCACUGCCUCCUGUUGUAGACAGGGAUUGGAAUGUUGAGGAAAUUAAUUUAACAAUGAACGGAAGGAUGUUGCCAAGGAAGUUGAGGCACUAUAAAGGGAUGAAGUACCUACAAUGUCCCUUUAAAAUAUGUCAGAAAUGGUACAUGAAGUAGCCCUUGGGAAAACUAUUUAAUUAAACUAUGAUUUCCUUUUUAAGGCAUAUACACUGCAUAAAAAUACAUUUGACUAACAUGUAUAUUUUCAUUUCAGGAAUUGAAACAGAAACCAUCACCACCUGUAAAACCAUCACCACCUGUGAAACCAUCCGCAGUAAGAAUGUCGCCUAUGCCCUCACAGGUAAGUAAUGACUGGAUUGUAAGCAUGCGGUCAUGUGAAAUUUGGGUAGCUUUAUACUACAUAUUAGUUAUCACUAAUACUAUUUAUUAUAUUAAUCUGUGAAUACUCUACAUUGGUUUAUUUAAAUCUAACCCAUUGUAACAGAGUAGGCAAGUAAAACUACAGUUAUCUCAGGAAUACAUGGUAGAUGCUACUAAUGCCACGAUGACAAGAACUCACAUGCUUUUUUUUUUUAUAAACAUGUUUGCCCUAGAAACUAAUCUUUUUAAUGUCAACCUAAUUUUUAAUGUCAAUCUCUCUUUUUUCUUUGUCCACAGAAAGUGGCCCUGAGGCCUCCUGUCCAGCGGAGAUGACCCUUUACUUGCACUACAGACCAACUUGGACUACCCAAAGAUUUAGAGAUUGUGCAGAAUCUCACUGCAAUGGUGCCUCCUGCUGUUGACUGCACACAAAGCUCAUGUUGUGCCUUAUAAGAAUUAAUAUGAAGAUUACGGAUGGUUUCACAACAAAAACGUUGUGGUUUCCGAAGACUCCGCGUUAUGGAGAGAGAAAGAGUACUCUUUAGGAAGAUUCCACUAUGAGCCGUAGUGGUUAUGGUUAGAGAGCCCCUUUCUCAGUAGACCAUGCAAUGGAAGCGCAUUACAGAUUCUUUCUGUAGAUUUAAUACUGAACUGGAAACCAUAAAGUGGAAUGUUGAAGUGCUGGCUAUGCUCAGCAUCUGAAAUAUUGCACCAGGAUUACGCUCAUCAUGAGGAUCAAACAAACUAUUUAUACUGAAAGACUUACUGAGAGGAGAAAUAGAUAGAACAAUUCAGGCCUUCUAAAUGGCCAGAGCUUGUUUCAAGAGGGUUUAAGUAAGCCAAAUGCUUUAUGGGACCUUUAAUUCGGCAGCACUGCAAUAUUUGCACUAUUUUGUCUCUAAAGAAGACUUGGUGCAGAACAAAUCUGUUUCCAAUGAAACACCUGCUGCUUAUAUAGGUAAAUCUAUAUACCCACUUUAAUUUGCACUGGCUUAUGUAUACUUUUCUUUUGUCUCUAGCAAAAAAGGGAGUUCUUUUAUAUUUUCAACAAUGCUGAUUCCCCUCCCCACACAUAUUUAACAUGUAGGAAAUACAAUCCGACAGAAGAAUGCAUAAAUAGUGUGUCAUUCUUGUAAAAAAAAAAAAAAAAAAAGACUGUUUUUUUUACUUCUACAUUCCAAGAACCACAUUCAGUAUUUAUCUUAUCAGGAUAGCUGCCCUGAUGCGGAACAUACUGCACAUAAGAGGGUAUGUUAUCACUGCCAAUCUACAGUUAUUUACAGGUUGCGCCAUCGCUCACACAGAUUGGUGUGUCUUUACUGGAGAUAGAUCACCUGUUUACAUAUUUUAGGUACAAGUGUAUGCAUGUUUUUUUUCAUAGAUGCAAUUCUCUGCACUGAAUUAUAGGUACACAUCCUGUGUAAUUCUGGAUUUUGUUGUUGAAGUACAUAUAGAUCGCCUUAUGUGGCCUGAAUUUUACUGAUCAACUUUUUUUUCCUUAGCGCAUUCUCAACUUGCACAGUAAUUUCUUUAAAUGUAUUGCAGGUCCCCUUUUCUCUAACAUCUCAUAAAUUAUUGCUGCAUUUUCAGAUGUCUAAAAAGUUAUUGGUUUUAAAAUAAACAGUACAACAAGACUUCUUAUUCAUCUCAAACCAAGCUUUGAGUCGCAUUCCAUGCCUGUCGGGGAGAUUUAAUUAAACACACAUAAGCACCAUGAUAAAAAAAAAAAAAAGUCACAAGACGCUUGUGACUCAGUUAAGAUCUCAGCUCUAUGUCUCAACAGGGAAUUGUGUUACUAGAUUCUCCUGAAUUGUUAAAACAUGUUGUUGCUUUCUGGAGCAAUACUUAUACUUGACUUCUCCCUCUAUCUUUUUGUGUUGUUACCCAACAUAGUGGAGGCUAAUUAUUUAUUAUGCACACAUACCUCCUUUAGCUGGGUAAAAAAAACACAUUUAGUUUUGUGAAAUGCUAUAUGCUGCAUUUGUAUUUAAUGGACCAUGUCCUACGUAUGGAGAUGUUGCAAUACAUUGUGAAAGCGUACAUAGUUUAGAUUGUUUAUACAUGGAUAGGCUUACAUUACUUGUAAACUAUUUUACCAAGGGACUGGAGGGGGGGUUAUUGUGUGGCUUUAAAGAAGCCAGUGUUAUCAGGUAUUUUAUAUUUUUUAUCAAUAAAAUACAUAUGUAAUUAUUA
Molecule: messenger RNA, 26532 nt
Organism: Pelobates cultripes (western spadefoot toad)
Lineage: Eukaryota; Metazoa; Chordata; Amphibia; Anura; Pelobatidae
Source: the annotation of a GenBank genome assembly